Molecule: messenger RNA, 9602 nt
Organism: Haplochromis burtoni (Burton's mouthbrooder)
Lineage: Eukaryota; Metazoa; Chordata; Actinopteri; Cichliformes; Cichlidae
Product: BRD4-interacting chromatin-remodeling complex-associated protein
Exons: 14
Coding region: 2387-6202 (1271 amino acids)
Biological process (GO): positive regulation of DNA-templated transcription
Cellular component (GO): SWI/SNF complex
Source: RefSeq, a predicted model, not a curated record
AAAAGUUUUAAGUAACUUGUUUUCAGAAGUUUUUGACUUUUUUUUCUCAUCUCAUGUGGGGGGAUGUAUUUUGUAUUUUAUUGUUGGACUUAAUAAAGUUUCCCUUUAAAUAGCAAAACUCCAGACUCUCGUCUUAUUGCCCUAUGUUCUGUAUUUCUGUGUUCAGUCUCUUCUUUCUUGAAUUGAAUUUUGCUCAUCUUUUAUUUAUUUAUUUAUUUUUUAUCUCUGUUGUAUUUCCUUUAGUGGAAUUUUUUGUUUUCUUACUAGUUUUAUUCUUAAUGUCUUUCAUCUACACUCCCUCUUGAACAGCAUGUCAGCUGUAGAAAAGUGCUAAUAAUGACUGACUUUAGAGUACUCGUGAAGUUUUCCCCUUUUUGCCGCUGCUUUUCUGUUUACAUUAUUCUUUUUUGUAAUUGCGUUCUUUUACUGCCUUGUUCCUCAUUUUCUGCACUAUUUAUUCUGCCCCUCUCCCUUCUGCUAUCAAUUUGUCAAAUGUAGAAACGUGCUGCUGAGAAUGAUAAUUUGCCUUUCAGUCCUGCACGUUGUGAGGCUUCCAGUUUUGGCUCAACAAUACAAAAGCAAAUAAGCUUAACAAAGCAAAUAAGCUCUGUGUUUAAAAAAGGGGGUUUCAAAAAGUACGGACUGAUUUACAUGAUUUUUUUUUCUUUGUUAUUAUUAUUAGAGGUGAGACUUGGCCCAACUAGAUGCAGGGACUGAAUUAAUGAAUAGCUUGGAGUUAUUUUUCAGCCUUAAUAGAGCCUCCAUCUCACAUUAUCCAGCAUCCUCUUCAGUCACACCAACCCUCUCCAUGUCCUCCUCCACUACAUCUGUGAAUCUUCUCUGUGGUCUUCCGCUUUUUCUCCUGCCUGACAUCCACCUUCAACAUCCUAUGUCCAGUAUUGUCUGUCUAACUUUGUCUCCUACUUCUCAGCCUGAGCUGUCCGUCUGAUGUACUCAUUUCUAAUCUUGCCCAUUCUGUUCACUCCAAAUGAAAAUUUUAAGCACCUUCACCUCUGCCCUCUUGUCUUUUUUGUCAGCACCGUCUACAAGCUAUACAUCACAGCAGGUAUCGCUACCAUCUCGUAAACUUAAGUUAAACAGACUCUUGCUGCACUCUGUAAUUAGCUCCUUAAUGACUCGGUCCAGUGGUAAACAGUUUGGUAUCCUUUCAGAAUAAAUGGGGAUAAGGUUUCGAAGAAAAAGCUUCCUUCUUCACUGAUAUUUUUUCCCCUUACACUCAUUCUCCUUUGGCAGUUUAGUGCAUAACUUUUGAAAACUGUGACUAAUUAUGUUAGUUUGCUUUGGAGUUAUCCCUCAUUUCACAGACAAAUAACUCUUUGUGUAUGUGUGUGUUUUUCCAUGGAUCAUACUUAAGCAGACUUCAUUUUUUUUUCUUAUUUCUGGUUAUAUGUGGCCUACAUUCAAUCUUUUUCCACCUUCUUUAAUUUCCUUUCUCUUUUUUCCCCUCAUUUUUUCCACUUUCUCCUCUCUUGAUCUCUUGAACAGUGCGUGAUUAAGCAACCCUCUUUGCAGCAGAAAUAGUUUUAAAAAACGAAAAACUAUUUCCUCAGUCAUUUUAUUUAUAAGCAUUAUUUGCUAAUGUUUUCUCAUCUUCUGUUAGCACUUGUUGUACUUUCUUCUUCCUUAACACCAUAAAGUCCUACACGAAUGCAGCUUGCUUUACUUUCCCGUAGUUAUGUCUUCCUCCUUUAGGUAGCACAUGGCAUGUCCAAACAUUGAUUUUCUUUUUCUUUACAAUUGUGACCUACAAAUGUAUUACAAAUAUCAGAAGCGAGUGACUAAAAGAUGCAUAUAAUGCAAGAAAAGCCUCAGUAAUCGGGAUGAGGGAGCUCCGCGGUGAAGCGCAGACACAUCUGAAGCGUCUGCCGCCUGGCGGAGCGCACAGCGCGGUCAGCCUCCUCCCGCAGUCGCGCCGCUGAAUCUGGAUACUUGUCUCCUCUCAGCUGUAUUUUCCUCCUCUCCACCUUUGUGCUGUGAUCGGCUCUCCCAGUCUGUUUCUCACACCCACCCCGGUACCCCCCAUCCGCACCCCUCCUCCUUCCCACCUCCAUCCCACCCUACCCUACCCCAUCCACCGCCACCCCCUCUCCUCCUUUUAGCAUCUGAAAAGACCACUGAGUGAGAAUCGAUGGCGCAGAGGCCCGCUUGACAGGACAAUAAACCACAAAGAAGGGCAUCUUCACCGGCUACCCGCACCGUGAGACGCAGCGAUGCCCCAGCAGAGGGAGGUCUCGUCUCCGUCCCGCCGCCUCGGCCUGGCAUCCACCCGCCUCCAGACACUGAUGCCCGACCACGACUUCCCAUGAGGCCACCACCAGAACUCAGCUCGACCGCUCUGUAUGGGGCCUCUCACAUAUGAAUUGACAUGGAGGAUGAAGAUGGGACUUGUCUACUUGAUGUUUUGUGUGACCCCCAAGCCCUGAAUGACUUCCUUCAUGGGACCAAUGAGCUGCAGACUGAAGACCUGCUCAUUAACUCCUCCUCUGGGGAGCCCUCCCUCUUCACAGAUGCCCCGAGUCCUGUCUCUCUGCUGGGAGAUGGCAGGGACUCCCCAGACACACCUCCGCCUGAAUGUGUGGAUCUGUCCUUCCUGGAAGAGGCCCUCCUGUCAUCUCCAGAGGGUGGAGAAGACCCACAGGUGGUGCAGGGUGAGCCACCUGUGGAGGCAGCUUGUGAGGCAGAGAAGAGAGAAGUGGAGGAAGAGGAGGAGGCGGAGGUGGCAUGUGAUAUCCUCCAGCAGAGCCUACAGGAGGCUGAGAUCACUGAGCAGACCAUGGCUCUGGAAGCAGGUCUGGCACAAUCAGGGGACAGCCUGUCCCUGUACUCACCGGCCCCUCUCCUUUCUCCACCCACCGCUCCAUUCAUUCCUAAAUCUGUGACCUUGCCUGUGACCACGGCAUUGCCCAGAGACACCCAAGCAGCAGUGGAGCCUCCCCAGCCCUCCCUACUGGCUGUCGGGCCUGGAUGUCCUUCUUUAAAGCCUGCCGCCCCUCCUCAGCUGAUGGGGCUACUACCUGGAAAUGUAUUUCCUGCUCCUUCUCCAGAGACCUCCUUUUCUCUAAGUCCUGCCCAGGGCUCAAGUAUGAUCAUCCACAAGGCUGUGCCGAGCGUUGCCAGUCGACCUCUUAUAACUCCAACCCUGAGAGCAGCAGCAGCAGCACCGAGCAUCGUCCUGCAGCGCGCACCUCAUCCUAUACAGCCCAAGUUGCCCAUCAGCAUUCAGCCGAGACUGGUUCAAAUUAGCCCCAAGCCCUCUGGGCAGAAGCCCACUCCUGGUCUUACAUUCGUCCCUGGGACUGCCUCACCAAACAUUCUAUUGUCUCAAGCAGCGGGCCAAAAGACUGUCGCUCCGCCACCGCAGCCCACCCAGCAGCUCCCCAAACCAGUCAGCCUGCAGCUGGUCAAUCAGGGUGGCUCCUUUGUGCUGCAGCCUCAGGGACUAUUCCAAGGCCAAAACCAGUUCCUUCUUCCGGGCCAGUCUCCUGUUACAAUCUCCCAGCCUGUCAGUGCAGCACGACCGCUGCUGACACCCAGUCACCAAGGCUCAUCGGUUCACAGCAUGACCCCCUCCACUGGGCAGCUUGUAGAUGGCUCUCAGAUCUUAACUGUGCCCCAAAGACAGCUGAAUUUCAGCCCUGUGUUCACCACCGCAGCUGGGCAGCUAGCGCUCCGCCAGGCCACUGUGCUUUCAGGACCUUUGCAGCUACAGUCAGCACCUGCUACUGUCUUCCAGAUGCCAGCACAGCUGGCUGGAACCUAUGCUCCAGGAGGGCAGGGGCAACGUGCCACCCUGGUCCACAGUCCUGCUCUUGGAAACCACAUUACCUUGAUCAACAGUUCAGGGGUGCUUCCCCCAGAUCUUACUUCUAUCUCAAUUGUUAAUGGCCCCUCAAUGGUUCAGGGGAUGCCUUUUGCUGCCCAGGGCCCAGCUCCUCCGAGAGGAGUGACAGAAGGACAGCUAAACCUCCAGCAGGCCUCGGUGGUCCUGCUGCCAGAGAGAACUAUUCAAGAAGAGAGGACCAGCUCUGAGGAGACUUUUCACCAGCUACAACAGCCCUAUGGACACACUCUCCAGCACGUCUCUGUACAGCCCACCACUUCUGCAGGGCUGCAGUCCUCCUCUCCCCCUGUGGUUACAGUCCUACAGCCACCUCCCGAAGCACCUCUGGCCCCCGACCCUGCAGAGAUGCCCAAACUCUUGUUGCCCCCAUCAGAUAUGACCCAAGUGGUAGAGGAGGUGACCCACUCGAUGAGUCAGAACCAGGCCUUUAUGCAACAUCUGCAACAGCAAGCACUUAGUCCCCCGAUCACUUCUGAAUUGUUGGUUGGAGCGCUGCCGGUGGUGCCAAUGGAGUCGCUCGCCUCACCAGUCACAAGUGACAGAGAGUCCCAACCUCAGACCCAUGCAGUCUCCGGUCAGGACACCUGCACAGUGAUGUCAGACCAGUGUGCUGAGGUUUCUCCGCUUCACUCGGACCCUGAGAACACGCCACUGAUCUGCUCCCCCUCUCAGAUUCAGGACACUGGAAGACCAGCAGCAAGAACUUUUUCCCCUCCAACCGGCCCUCAGAUUGCUCUGCCAGGACCUGAGAAUUCAGUCCCCCAGACUACAGCUUCCCAGCCACACAGUGAACCCCUGGUUCAGUACGAAGUCCCUCAUCAGCUACAGGUAUCGCAGGCCUUGUUUGCCCACAACCAGUUGCAGAUCCAGUCAUCUGUUUCCAAGCCUCUGCCCCAGGCUCAGGCCUCAGUUUCACGGCCCCAACUAUCUGUUUCACAGCCUCAGCCUUCAAACCAUACUUCAAUCCACAGCAGUCAAUCCCCUCUGCCUGUCAGUGUCUCGGUGCCUCAGCAGCAGCCUAAUCCCACAGCUGCAUCUGCAGUUCUCUCCAAAGCAGGAGACGACUCUGCUGUCCAACAGCACACACAAAACAAGCCAACAGCUGCCUUGGCCGUGGAGAGUAAGGCAUUUACUCUCGAUGUCCAUCCACCCUCUCCUGCAGCCCAGGGGGUCCAGGGGCCCCCUGCUCCCAUGGAGUGCGCUCCCAUCCAGACAAGUCAGCAGACGAGCACCAAGCUGGCAGGUCCUCUGGAGCUGCAGAGAGAGGAGAGGCUCACACCAGCAAUGCGCAGGCACAGGUUCCAGCAGCAGCUUUGUUUGGACCAUGGAGCAGUGCAGGCUCCGCUCACUGGCCCAGCCUUCUCCACACUGAAGGACGCUGUUAGACACCUGCUGCCAUACCACACCUGCGCUGGUCACCUGCCCACUCAGGAUGACUUCAAUUUAGUGGACCAGGAGUUCGACACUGUGUCCGGUUUCCUGCUGAAACGCACCAAGGACAUGGUCAACAAAUACAGGCAGCUAUUAGUUAGAGAAGCCCAGCAGGAGAGUCCCUCAGCAGAGAUGGUAAUGCUGGAGCGUCUCUUCCUCCAGGCCGAGCGAUACGCUCUAGCGGAGGACAGACGGCGAGCCCGCAGAGACCCGGAGUCCUUUAUGACAGCUUUGGCUACGUCAGCGUCUUCCCCUCAUGCCCACUCCUCUGGCAGCCCCUCUUCUCCCCCAGCCUGGACCAGACUGUCCGACAGGCCUCCGGGACUGAAGACCUACCGCUCCAGCUCGCGGGGGGCUCUCAGACUCACCAUCAAGCAGGAGUCAGGCUCUCGUAAGGUGAUCCACAACUCGGCCUAUGACCCGGGACUCAAAAGGGACCACACGGGGCAGCUGACCAACGGUGGCGGGGCUGUGAACGAACGCCACUCUCAGGCACCCAACAGAGAACCCAAGCGUCCUGAGCAUGACGAGGAGAUGACCAACGGAGCUCCGCUCAGUAACACUGCUGAGCAAGUCUCACAGACAGCACCCACGUCCGUAAAAAAAGUCCCAAAUCCUCUUUCUAUGCCAGAGCCGCAGGAUGUGCGCUUUGAGUUGCCUCCCAGAGACGUCAGCGCUCCAAAACUGAAAUGUUUCAGGGUGGAUGCGUCACCUCGGGCCGAGCAGCGGUUCAGCCCGCCGCCUCCGCCUUUCCAAGAGGACAACAUGCUCAGUGAACAUCUACAGAGUGCCAUCGACAGCAUACUGGAGCUUCAGCGCCUGCAGGGCCCCUCUGCAGCCCCGACAAGGGCCACGUCAGGCCCGUCAUUGGACCAGGCUGUCACCAGCAUCCUGGAGGGACACCUGUGAGGUAAUCUGCAUAGACAGGCAUCCACACCGAUCCUAAAACAUCGAAGUUGAAAUAAAACAAAGGAAGGUGUACAAGACUUCUUACCUGUUCCCAGAAGGGUUUCAGAUUUUACAGAAAAAGCGAGGAGAAAAAAGUUAAGAGGCACUAUAAGCAGAUGCAUACCAGACAACAGCACUAUCUAUAGUCCGAUAGAUGUUAGAUACUUCAUUUUGAUGUACGUUUGUGGAAAAAAAAAUCUAUUUGAAUAGGAGCUAUAUUGUUUCAGUGGUAGUUGAGUCAUUCAGAGGUUUACGACACUGGUGUAACCUUCAUCAGCAUAUAGUAUAUAAGUAAUAGUGAGGCAAACGAAAACGUGGAGUAGACUGAGAUUAUUCAAUAGUUUUUUAUAAGAUUUCUUUCGAAAAUGUGAAGUUUUCUUUUGCAUAGUGCCAAGCUUCCAGGGUAUUUAUUUUGAUAAUCUGUGCCAAUUGUGUUUUGCGCAGCGAAGAUGUGCGUGCGUGUUUUCCUUUGGAUUGGUUUGCGUGGAUCAGAUAAGUGCGUGUGUGUUUGUGAGAGUGAGAGAGAAGACAUUGCAUCCUGCUAUGGGACAGUACAAAAAAAAAAAAACAACAAAAAAAAUAUAUACAAUUCCCGCAGGCUCCAUCAUCUCGGCUUAAUGAAUGAAACUCCAAAGAAUUUGUGCUACAUCCUGAAUACACCAGCAAACGUCCGUGUUGUGUCUCUUCCCACAAACUGGAGUGCGUCCUUGUUAUAGCAGAAAUAACCCGAGGGGGUUAAAAUACAUAUUAGGCAGUCAUGCUUUCUUAUUUUUCAUUUUUUUGGACCCUUGCUGUCACUUGUGCUAGAGUCUUAACUGUGAGAAAUCUCUAGUUUUCUGUGCGUUUUCAGAAACGAUAAUGGUUUCCCAUACUGUAUGUAUUAACAUGCAAGCAAUAAUAAGUUGGGGUUGUUGGGAGCAGUGGUGGUGCAGUGAAGAGGAGGAGAUGACAGAUCUUUGCCUGUUUUGCUUAUCGGUGUCAUUGGAUGAGAACGAAGAUUAUUUAUCAUUGACUAAGAUGCUUAUGCCAUUAUCAAAGCCCGUGUAGUUUAGAAAUUGUGUUUCUAACAUGUUUUAAGGGCUUUGAGGGUACUUAACUGCAAACGUGACCAUGAAAAUGUCCAUUUUAGGGGGAAAAAACCCCACCAAAACAGACAAACUGUACAGAUAUUGAGCCUCUCUGCAUCGUCAAACAGCCUUUGACCAAAAACUAGAGGAACCAUCCGCUUCUCAUCUCUUUAGAGUUCUUUGUUUCUAGCCCGCUGUCCUAAAGCUGGAGCUUUAUUUUACCGCAGCCGUUGUGGAGCAAUAUAUGAUUUUUGCGACAUCUUAUGUUAAUGUGACAAUCUUAUUGGUCUGUGUGAAGGUGUGAAUUCUGGUCAUUUUGGGGUCAUUUGUAACAGCUGUACGACUCUCCCUUGUGAAACGCGUGCAAGAUGUUCCUUGUGGAUUUUUGCCUAGAAGGUCGAAACGUACAAGCGGCAAAUAGUCUCCUUUUUUUGUGAUAUUACCUGAAAAUUUGUUUUAAAAUUUUGCUUUUGCAAACCCGUAAGGGAUCAAGGUUUGACUUGCAAAUUGGAAUUGUCGAGAAAAUGCCUUAUUUUAAUUUCAGUGUACCUGAAUUGGAGAAAAAGCUUAUUAAUGUGGUGUUUUUGAAUACUUUUGAAUAACAUCUGGUGUUCUGAAAGUGAAAAUAACUUGUCCCUUCAAAGAGAAAAAAAAAAAAAAAAAAAAAAAAAUCCAGAGAUUUGGGGCUAAAUCUGAAACUCAUUUCAUUUUUUUUUUUUUUUUUUUUGAAAUCUGUUAAAAAAAAAAAUAAAAAAAAAUUGUCUUUUGUCGCAGUGAACAAAAGGAGUUAAAUAUGCAGUAAUUUAGUGUUGAAACUCUGCGGGAUUACAAGUGGACACACACAAGAGGAUUCACUAAGGACUCUAAACUUUUAAAGUUUCCUGCAAAAGGUUAGAAGUGAAACCAUGUAUAUGCUUGCCAACAUAGACUGUAUAUAAAGGACGGACAUGGGCAAUUUGACACAUGCACUGUUUGUGAAGCCUUAUUUUCUUAAGCCUUUAGCUGAGUGUUUUUGUUUUGUUAUUUUUAACCCAGGUACCACAACAUGGGACAGAUCUCACUGUGAAAUAUAAGAUAGGGACUGAUUUGGCACCCUAUGAUUGCUAAUUGGGAUGAUUACCUAAAGUUAAGCCCAUAAAUUCAUCAGGAAAGUGUUUACUGGAGGUAGAAAUCAAGGAGGCUGAGGACCAUUUUCUAAGUCAAGGGGAGAAAAAAAAAAAGUCAAAAUUUCAGAUUAUUGCCUCAAAAAUGUCUUUUGACACUGAAGGUAGGAUAACCUCCAAUUUUCAGUGGCAGAAAGAAGCUUCUACACUUUUCCAAUUGACUUCUGUACAAGCAGACCUUUUUCACAAGCACAAGAGUCGCCCCCUGCAGGCCACUGAAAAGAAAAAUGAAAAUGCAGGUUUAAGGUGCUUCUGCAGUGAGCCUGAAACUACAGCCUUCUUUUAUAUACAGUCUAUGUAUGCUAACUUAGCAUGAGGCCUGUCCAUAGCAGAAACAGCUAGCCUGGUUAUGUCCAAAGGUAAAUGCCUACCAGUGCUGCUAAAGCCACGUUAGCGGUCACCUUUCAAAGUAGUUCCCAAAAUUCAUUAAAUAGAAUAACCCCCCCCCAAUUAAAAGCAAAGGCUUUCUAAUAACUUAAACUGAAUCUUCAGGUGUGUUUCCACCCUCAGAGGUUUUCACUGUAAUGCAGUAAAGAUGUCAGAGUGUUUUUCAUAACACAGGAUUGCACUCUUUAUCACCGCUAGACUUCUUCAAAGGGUAAUUCCACCAAAAUUUACUUCAAGAAGAAAGAAAAUAAAUAAAUAAUAAUAAUUCCCCAAAGUCAGUCCAUGUUAAUAAAUCAAGGGCACCCAAGAAAUGAAAAGUCAACUUUGAUGGAAACCCCUUGGAUGAAGCAGCAUCAUGUGCCAUUGUUAUUGUUGCAGUGUCAAACACUGACCUUUAGAAAUAUGCUUAGUUUGUCAGCGUCUUAGGAUAAAGGGAUUCUGCAUGUUGAGCCAUUUUAUUUAUUUGUAAAUGUGUUUUAUUUAAUUUUCCUGACUGAACUGUGAAACCAGGGGAGCUCAUAACUAAUUCAACUUCAGAUACAAAACAUUUGACUGACAGAUUGUUUCUGAUGCCAAAAUCAAGAGGCCUUAAUUCAGCAAAACUAGAUUGUAGAAAAGAAAAUCCACUUAAAGACUCCUUUGACCUGAAAGUCACGAGUGAUUCAUAUAUGAAAUGUUAAGAAAACCACUUUUGUACUCAUUUUUACAGACUAUUUAUUAAACUGUGAUUUUGUAAGAAAUAAA